UUAAGGCAUUCACUGAAUGCGCUGAUGCUCAUCGACAUACAGCCAAGCACACGGUCUCUUGUAAGCAAAAUAUUGCCGCAAAUAUCCCAUUAUCUGCUGGCUCAGCCGUGGUAUAAAUAAAGGAUGUCACGAGAAGAGAGAAUGACUAUAUACCUUGUUUUUCCACCCAACGCGGUUCAUGGUCCCAUGCGAAGCAAAUACUAAUAGCCGAGGAAAGGCCUACAGUGUUGAUAUCAGGAUUACUGUUACUUGAGCAUCUGUCUUGCGUAACUGGAAGUUGGGCUAACGAUGAGUCCCGGAAAACCUACAGAUACACAUAACUCAUAUUAGUUAAGGCAGGUCGCUUAGGACCUAACGUUCAGUGUGCACCGGACUUAAGGAGAGCUGUGGUUUCAAAUGGUUGCGUGACGCGUUAUUCAGCAGGCGGGGGAGUAGGCAGGAUUCCCAACGCUCGGAAAAGUCUUUGGAUGUAUAGAAAGACCCUGGUUGGACAGACCGCAUGACAAGCAAAAUGGCGUUUGGAGAUCCAUUUCGCAGACACCGGACACAGAGACCUGUGUUUCAGCGUUCUUUUACUUCGACCACGGAGGGCAGCCAAGGGGUUAUUAUACGCCGUGGAAGAAAGGAAGACGUCCCGGGAGUCUGGAAACUGACAGAGGAAUUCAAGUGGAAUAAACAUCAAGACAUGAUUGAAACCCUCUUCAAAGUAUGUGAAAAUGGCUGGACUAUAGCGGAAAAGGACGGAAGUGUUGUGGGUUGUUGUUUGACACACGACUUUAAUGAUGAUCUGACUACAGUGGGGCACUUUCUAGUGUCGUCAAAGAUGCGCGGUUAUGGUGUAGGGGGACAAAUACUGAGAAACAUUGUAGAGGAAUAUGGCGAAAGAAAUAUUCAUUUUAGUUCCAUUUCGUAUAUGAUAGAUACAUAUGAAAGAUACAACGGUACUCCGCUCUCUCGGGGAGACACGGGAGGAAAAUAUUUCGGCGUCUUCAAGGACAUCCCUCUUCCACCGGAUGCCUUACGCAAAUACCAUCUAUCUGACCUGCGCCAAGUUGAACUGUCGGACCUCAUUGAAUAUGAUACGUCAUUCCACGUGGUACCAAGACCGGAAAUGCUGAAGAUUUGGCUUGGCCAAACAACGGCAGAAACGCUCGUCUUGUUGGAGAAGGGAAAGAUAGCCGGUUACGGAUCAAUCAGGCCUGCUAUGAACGGUUUCUACCUUGGACCCCUCUAUGCAGAAAAUACGAUCGGAACCCUGGUUCUCUUCAAGGCUUUGGUGGACCUCAUUCCACGAGAUUCCAACGUCGAUUUUUUUCUGCCACAUGCGAACGAAGCGGGUCAACAGAUUUUGAAAGCCAACGAAAGCACCGUAGGGUUGUACGACACUUUUUACAAAUGUGCUAGGAAAAGUUAUAUUCCAGUACCAAAAUGGACUAAUGUAUUUGCAUUACUCUUUAACGAGUGCGGACUGUGCUAA
Messenger RNA from Lingula anatina, 1477 nucleotides. RefSeq lists its product as uncharacterized. The record is from RefSeq and is a predicted model, not a curated record. Gene Ontology annotation, molecular function: acyltransferase activity, transferring groups other than amino-acyl groups. Lineage: Eukaryota; Metazoa; Brachiopoda; Lingulata; Lingulida; Lingulidae.